AUGGAAGGAAUAAGGUCGAUGAGGAACCUGCCUCUUGGGGAGGCUCCCGUCCCGCAAAAUUUGGACGAAGUUACUAAGCCUGAGAUGAAUGCACCAGACCAAGGCUUUCCCCCAGCGGCCAUUCAAACUCCGGUGCCUUUGUUUAUCCGUCUCAUGGAUAAGAGUGAAGGAGAGGAAGGCAAGAAGAAGGGGAAAGAAAAGACGAAGACGAGGGAGGAGGGUGGGGAUGGUAAGAAGAGGGGACAGAACAACUCCACGUGGAAGAGAAGAGCGAGGGUGGGCCCUACGCUCAAGGCAGGGAGGGGAGGCAGGGGAGGGAGAACUGAUGGUGGUGAGAGGGGUGGGAAGCUUAUGGAUGAAGGGAAGAAGGUCGAGGGUGUUGAGGAGGAGGGAGGGAAGGGUAAGAAAGAACUUACUGUUGGGAAAGAGGGAGGUUCCGAGGGGGGGACUGACCGAAGUUUGAGAGGCAAGAAGAGAGGGGUUGGUGAGAUGGUGGAUGAGGAAGGAGAAGAAAUGAGUCGAAAAUGCUCCCGGGUGUCACAAGAAGUUGAUCUUGUUCUAACGGCGGAGGCUGCUGAGCAGCCCCGCCGAUCCCAAUGA
Messenger RNA from Salvia miltiorrhiza (redroot sage), 600 nucleotides. RefSeq lists its product as uncharacterized. Lineage: Eukaryota; Viridiplantae; Streptophyta; Magnoliopsida; Lamiales; Lamiaceae. The transcript has a single exon. The record is from RefSeq and is a predicted model, not a curated record. The coding region runs from base 1 to 600 and encodes 199 amino acids.